Messenger RNA from Zea mays, 884 nucleotides. RefSeq lists its product as uncharacterized. Lineage: Eukaryota; Viridiplantae; Streptophyta; Magnoliopsida; Poales; Poaceae. The record is from RefSeq and is marked validated.
AAGAGAUCGAGGCUCCUAUCUGGUAUAGGACGGAGCUGAGCUUCUAGCAACGUACAGUGUAUCCGCCAUGAGUCCUUUCGGGGCGGUGAUCACGCCAGAAACCCUCAAGUACAUGUCCAAGUACCAGGGACGUGAGAUCACGCAGGUGGACUGCGCACGGGAGGCGAUGAGGCUGAUCCACGCGGAAGACAAGAACCUCAAGGCCGAGGACUCAGCGUGGGAGCUGAAGAAGAAGUUCGGCAACGGCGUGAGCACCAUGGUCCUCGUCUACAACGCCACCGGGGCCAGCCUGAGCCUGGUGGACGACGGGAAAGACUGGAUGGGCUCCGUCUACAGCUCGCCGAUCCCGGACACCUUCCACAACGGGCAGUGGAUCGCCUUCCUCCACGUCAAGCCCGGCUCGCUGGCGCAGGGCAGCCAGGCCGCCAGGGUGUUCCGCGGCAGGGACGUCGAUGGCCGGACUCGGGACUUCGUCGUCGCCUGGUACAUCCCGUGGGACAACAUACCGACACGAGCUUACACUGAAAUUGGCAGUGAAAACUACUUCAAGACUCGGUGGAGUAGUGUCAAAACGAGUCUAGGACAUUCAAGGAGAGUGACCCGUGCCAAGGACGAGAACUGUGCGUCAACUGUCAGCAUCGGUGGCUACACUACAGCCUUCUGCAUCGCAGUCCUACAACACCAGUUCCAGCCGCUGCCGGAAGAGCGCGAAUAAUCAAUCAAUCGAUCGAUCGAGUUUGCGAUCGUGUUACCUCCUAAAUAAAAGUUGUACACGCGAAGUACUACUCCAGUAUUUACAUGUAUGUUUCUAGCAGGUGUACGUACGCUACUCCUGAAUAAAUUGUGGUGCACGCAAUAAAUAAAUAAUUAAUGCUCCUGGAUAA